Molecule: messenger RNA, 1168 nt
Organism: Dreissena polymorpha
Lineage: Eukaryota; Metazoa; Mollusca; Bivalvia; Myida; Dreissenidae
Product: cell death abnormality protein 1-like
Exons: 4
Coding region: 1-1056 (351 amino acids)
Molecular function (GO): scavenger receptor activity
Source: RefSeq, a predicted model, not a curated record
AUGCGUGCCGGUAGGGAGCAUCAUUUUUGUGACAUCGUAACGGCCGACUGCGCGUCCCGUCAGUGUACGGCCGGUUACUGGGACACGGACUGUUUUUCGUUCUGUAACCCGAAUUGCGGCGGAAGUAACACGACGGGUCUGGUUUCGUGUGACUUCCUGACUGGUCGGUGUAGCUCGGAGUGCGUUUCCGGUUGGUACGGGAGCCACUGUGACAGGAAGUGUGAAUCUCUUUGUUAUGACGGCAGGUGUGACCGGAACCAGGGCGUCUGUGUGGAAUGUCUGAAGCCAAACCCUGACUUCAACUGCCCCUCCGGACUUUGCACAGAGGGCUACUACGGCCAGAGCUGUCAGACCCUCUGCUCCACGGGCUGUGUACGCACGUGUGACCGGUACACCGCCAAGUGUGCCAACUGCAGGGACGGGCUGUGGGGAGACACGUGCGACAAGAACUGUACCGCCACGAACUGCAAGGUAUGUAGUCAGUCUACCGGGCAGUGUAACGAAUGUGCUGCAGGCAAAUGGGCGCUCAGCUGCUCCGCGGAUUGUGGACGAUGUUCGCCGGAAGCGUUUGGUAUCGUCCGAUGUGACAAAAACACCGGGAUAUGCAGCACUGACUCUUGCGUACCGGGUUACCAUGGAAACGGGUGUCAGAACACGUGCGGCUUUACCUGCAAGGAUUCCACUUCCGGUGUGAACGAAUGCAACCGCAACACGGGGAUUUGCACGAACGGUUACGAUAUCGGGUACUACGACGUCUACUGUGACAAUAAUUGUAGCGACAGAUGUAGAAACAGAGACUGCGCGACGACCGCCAACGAUUGCCGCCAGGGAUGCGCGUUCGGUUACUAUGGCUUCGGCUGCCUGACGGCCUGUCCGUCAAACUGUGUGGGUUGGGAUUGUGACGGGAACACAGGCGCUUUUAAUAUCGCAUGCGCGGAUAGUUUUUAUGGCGCGCAAUGCACGAAUCCGUGUAUAACCACGUGCAUUGACGGUAAAAGCGACAAAAAUACGGGCUUUUGUUUAGAAUGUUCGCAGUCAACGCCCAGGCAGUCGUGAUACUGUCGUACAUUAGCUUGCCCAACUGGUACAUAUGGACUUUUCUGUAACCAGUCGUGUGCUGCCGGAUGUGCGGGCACUUGUGACAGAUACUCCUCUGUUUGCACCGGAU